AUGGCUACUUUUGGAACAAUUGGUGAAUUUCGGGAAGACGAAGGGAGUUGGUCCGAGUACAUUGAGCGUAUGGGACACUACUUCGACGCCAAUAUCAUCAUUGAUGAGGGGAGGAAAAGAUCCAUUUUACUUAGUGUUUGUGGAGCCUCAACCUACAAGUUAAUGUCAAGUUUGGCGGCACCAAGGAAACCAGGUGAAGUUGAGUUCAAGGAACUUGUGAAAUUAAUGACUGAUCAUCGAGAUCCAAAGCCAUCGGUGAUCGUCCAACGAUUCAAGUUUAACAGCAGGUCGAGGAGACCAGAUGAAUCGUUGUCAACUUACAUUGCUGAACUGCGACGAUUGGCUAAUGAAUGUAAGUUUGGUACUAUUUUAGAGGAGAUGUUGAGAGAUAGGAUUGUGUGUGGAGUGGCGGAUGAUAGAAUACAAAGGAGAUUAUUGGCUGAACCAACUCUAACUUUCGAAAAAGCUAACGAUAUUGCAUUAGCAAUGGAAUUAGCUGAUAAAAAUACAGUCGAUCUCAGAGAUCAGAACAAAGGCGAGAUGGUGAACAAAAUCGCUCAUGGUGUUCGUCAUCGUAAGUCGUCACAACGUCCUAAUUCCAAGAAACAUUCCUCAUGCGGUCGCUGCGGAAAGGGACAGCAUCAAGGAGAGGCUUGUCCAGCAAAAGACGGAGAGUGUUUCCACUGCGGGAAAAAGGGACAUUUUGCCGUGGUAUGCAGAGCCAAAGGAGAGAGGAAGGACCAGAGAAAAGUUUUCCAGCAGCAAGGGAAACGGACCGCCUCCAAUAAAUCUCGAACUCUGCAGAUCGAAACAAGAGAGGAUGAUGAAAGCGAAAGCUACGGGUUGUAUACACACUCGACUAAAGCUUCCAAACCUCCUCCGAUUAUGACUCAGCUAACAGUGAAAGGGAAACCUAUAAACUUCCAAGUGGACACGGGCUCGGCAGUAACGCUCAUCAAUGAGAAAACGUGGCUCUCUCAGUGGAGUGACAAAGAGAGGCCUAAGCUGAGCGAACCAAAAACGCGGCUUCGUACAUACACCGAGCAUUUAGUUGAAAUUAUCGGAGAAUGUGAAGUCGCCGUAUCCAAGGGCAACAAGGAGGAACGCUUGCCUUUGAUAGUUGCGAGAGGCAGAGGGCCGAAUCUCAUGGGACGAGAUUGGCUGCACGAAAUAAAGUUGGACUGGAGGGAGAUAAACUUGGUCAGGGUCAAUGACGCAGUAGACAGAGUGUUUUCAGACUACGCGGGACUGUUCACACGAGAACUUGGAAAGUUGAAAGGUGUAGAAGUAGAUCUGGAUAUUGACCCCAAUGCAUCACCAAAGUUUUUGAAGGCCCGUCCAGUUCCAUUUUCUCUUCGAAGUCGUCUGGAUCAAGAGCUGGAUCGCCUUCUAGCAGAUGACAUAAUUGAACCAGUUCAAUAUUCAAACUGGGCAGCUCCAGUGGUCCCAGUCGUCAAAGGAGAUGGAUCCAUUCGCAUUUGUGGGGAUUAUAAAACCACGAUUAAUACAGCAGCUCGAUCGGAUACCUAUCCGAUCCCGAGAGUAGAAGAGCUAUUUGCCAGGCUUGCAAAUGGAAAGAAAUUCACAAAACUGGAUCUGUCUCAUGCCUAUCAACAGCUAGUCCUGUCUGAGAAAUCCAGGGAGUUCGUCACCAUCAACACGCAUAGAGGGUUAUUUCGAUACAAGAGACUGCCUUUUGGAGUUUCAACUGCGCCCUCUGUGUUUCAGCGGACGAUGGAGUCAUUGCUGGCCGGUAUACCAGAUGUGGCUGUCUACCUAGAUGAUCUUCUCAUCACAGGAGAGUCAACAGAUGCCCACAUGAAGAACCUAAGAGCAGUCCUGGAUGUUCUUCUGAAAGCUGGACUAAGACUAAAGAAAGAAAAAUGUGUGUUUCUCAAGGACGAGGUUGAUUACCUCGGACACACAAUCACUGCCAAAGGUCUUCGUCCCACGGGGGACAAGGUGCAAGCAAUUACAAAUGCGCCGGAACCAAAAAGCGUAAAGGAACUCCGCUCGUUCCUGGGCUUGCUAAAUUAUUAUGGUAAAUUUCUACCCGACCUUGCAUCAAAUCUAGAACCUCUUCAUCGGUUGUUGAGGAAAGACGCAAGAUGGCAGUGGGGUAAUGAGCAAAAACAGGCUUUCGUAAGAGCCAAAAAGUUGCUUAAUUCAACUCGAGUGCUAGCCCACUACAAUCCGGUAGAGCAACUGAUACUAGCUUGCGACGCUAGUCCGUACGGUAUCGGAGCCGUACUCGCUCAUAGAUUUUCGGAUGGGACCGAAAAACCCAUCGGUUUCGCGUCGCGAACACUGAAUGUUGCGGAACGCAGAUAUUCGCAAUUAGAUAAGGAAGGUUUAGCAAUCGUAUUUGGGGUAAAACGGUUUCACCAAUAUCUGUAUGGCCGCAAAUUCGAAAUAAUCACGGACCAUAAGCCGCUACUUGGUCUCUUUGGAGAGAGGAAAGCCAUUCCACAGAUGGCUUCUCCGCGCGUCCAACGGUGGGCGAUUACACUUGCGGCAUACGAAUAUGAAAUAAAGUAUAAAGCGGGAGAGAAAAAUUCAAAUGCUGAUGCACUCAGUAGAUUGCCGCUAGAAUCAACCAUUCCGGAUCCUCCGAUCCCGGGAGAUAUCAUACUUCUCAUGGAUACGUUAGAUAGGACACCGAUAACGCCCUCGCGCGUCCGUUCUCUUACCGACAAAGAUCCGAUCUUGUCGCGGGUCCGUAACUUCAUCUUACACGGAUGGCCUACAGCAGAUGAAUUACAAGAUAAGGCAUUCGGUCCGUAUUUGAAUAGAAAAGAUGAAUUGAGUGUCCAUGAGGGAGUAAUAUUGUGGGGAGCUCGCGCGGUGCUUCCACCGAAAUGUCGAGAAGCAAUGAUGGAAGAAUUGCAUGAUGCACAUCCGGGGAUAGUGCGUAUGAAGGCAAUGGCGAGAAGUUGCGUAUGGUGGCCACAGAUUGACAAAGAUUUGGAGCGUAAAGUUAAAUCUUGCGAAAAAUGUCAAUCACACCAGCGACAACCGUCGAAAGCUCCACCCCAUCAGUGGGAAUAUCCAAGUAAACCGUGGUCGCGAAUUCAUGUCGAUUACGCAGGUCCAGUAGAAGGGAAAAUGUUACUAGUAAUAGUAGAUGCGUAUUCAAAGUGGAUAGAUGUUCAUAUUACGAAUAAAUCGACUAGUGAAGCGACAAUAGACAAAUUGAGGGAAGUCUUUUCGGCACAUGGUCUUCCUCAAACGCUGGUUUCGGAUAAUGGGCCCUGUUUCACGAGUGAGGAAUUCGCUAUGUUCAUGAAAAUGAACGCAAUCAAUCACAUUCGAGGUGCACCAUAUCACCCAGCCACUAAUGGUCUCGCGGAAAGAGCAGUGCAAACUGUGAAAGGAGCCCUCAGAAAAAUGAGUGGACCCCUUCAGACGAGAUUAUCGAGGUUCUUGUUGAGUUACCGUACAACUCCACAAGCUACCACAAAUCAGUCACCGGCAGAAUUGCUCAUGAACCGAAAGUUGCGUACUCGCAUAUCUUCUGUUCUGCCUGAUGUGAACGCAACCGUUGAGAAGAAGCAAUUCUCACAGACCGCUCACACUUCUCGCAUACUUCGCGAAUUUAAGAUAGGAGAAGAAGUCCUUGUGAGAAAUUACGGGCGAGGUAACCAAUGGCUACCCGGAAAAGUAGUCGAACGUAACGGUCAGGUAUCCUAUGUAGUAAAUGUCAAUGCCAAUGGCUCGACACUGAGAUGGAAACGUCAUGUUGACCAACUGCGAAGUCGAAUCUCGACUUCAUCAACCUCGAACGACGACACCGUCCCGACACACGAAGAUGACGUUAUCAUCCGUGAUAACGAGAAUGAUGAUCGCGAUGUCGAUGAAGAUCAGAUUGACAUUCGCGUGGAUCGUGAAGACAAUCCUGAAGUCGAACACGAUGACGGUAUAAAGCAUUAUCCUAGACGAGAGCGGAGAAAACCAAACUAUUUUGGAUUUUCAUAA
Molecule: messenger RNA, 3975 nt
Organism: Lytechinus pictus (painted urchin)
Lineage: Eukaryota; Metazoa; Echinodermata; Echinoidea; Temnopleuroida; Toxopneustidae
Exons: 1
Coding region: 1-3975 (1324 amino acids)
Biological process (GO): DNA integration
Molecular function (GO): nucleic acid binding; zinc ion binding
Source: RefSeq, a predicted model, not a curated record